Messenger RNA from Anopheles arabiensis, 1223 nucleotides. RefSeq names its product glyoxylate reductase/hydroxypyruvate reductase-like. Gene Ontology annotation, cellular component: cytosol. Gene Ontology annotation, molecular function: glyoxylate reductase (NADPH) activity; hydroxypyruvate reductase [NAD(P)H] activity; hydroxypyruvate reductase (NADH) activity. The transcript has 4 exons. The record is from RefSeq and is a predicted model, not a curated record. Bases 266 to 1207 code for a protein of 313 amino acids. Lineage: Eukaryota; Metazoa; Arthropoda; Insecta; Diptera; Culicidae.
UUUUGUUGUUUUAUGCAUGAUUGCUGUGUGCACAUUCGACAAUCAAAAAUUUACAGCUGAUAAAGAGCGAUCUUCUUAAUAUACUUUCAUCAACCUUCCCCAUGCCCAUGGCAAAGGUUCGUUGCACAAUGCGAGUUUUUGAUUGGGAAAGCUUCAAGUAUCAAAAGUACAGUUAAUAUUGUUCUCCACAACAUAAAUUCCACCAUCGAUCGAGUAGUCACACGCCAGUAAACGCCAGUUGGAAAGCGUUCCUUUUCCCGUCAUCAUGCGGCGCCCCCGAGUGCUAGUGACGCAUCAUCAGGUGCAGCCGGUUGCAUUGGAGCGUUUGCGCAAGGAAUGUGAUGUGAUCGUUCCAGCAGUAGAUUUCCCAUCCCGUGCUCAAAUACUCGAUCUCUGCCCGGGCGUUGAUGGGCUGCUGUGGACGAGCUACAAGAUGAAGCUGGACCGAGAGGUCCUGGAUGCAUGCGGAGCACAGCUGAAAGCAGUUUCCCUCACGAUGAACGGUGUCGAUUGUGUCGAUGUGAAGGAGCUGGCUAGCAGAAACAUCCCCCUCGGACAUACACCCUACAUCCCGAACCGUGCGGUGGCAGAUAUAGCCGUAGGUCUGAUGCUUUCCGUCAACGAGCGACUGUUAUCUACCGCAGGCGAAGUAUGUUAUCAGCGCCAGUCCAUCCAAGGAUCCACGAUCGGUAUCGUAGGGUUCGGUGGUAUUGGCCAGUUGAUUGCCAGCAGACUGCAAGCGUUCGAUGUCGGCUGCAUCCUCUACUGUGGCCCGAGUUCCAAAGCGAGUGCAGACGCCUUCCAUGCCCAGUUCGUAGCGUUCGAGCAGCUGCUUGUACGGUCGGAUUUUGUAUUCAUCAGCUGUCCCCUAACCGACGCUACCGUUCGGAUGUUUGGCCGGGAAGCGUUCGCAGCGAUGAAGCCAACUGCCGUACUGAUCAACGUUGCACGUGGCGCGAUUGUCGAUGAAGCUGCCCUGCUGGAUGCGUUGAAAGGUGGACAAAUAAGAGCGGCUGGAUUGGAUACUGUGACGGAUGAACCAUUACCGCCGUAUAGUGAACUGUUUAACCUGCCAAACUGUGUGAUUCUACCACACCUGGGAACGGCAACGAAACGGACGCGCGACGAGAUGGCUGUCCGAGCGGUGGAGAAUUUAAUGCACGGUUUGCGGAAUGCAACGAUGCCCGCACAAUUUCAGACGCAAUAAAGUCCAUUCACUUCAU